Molecule: messenger RNA, 4167 nt
Organism: Helicoverpa zea (corn earworm)
Lineage: Eukaryota; Metazoa; Arthropoda; Insecta; Lepidoptera; Noctuidae
Product: sodium/hydrogen exchanger 9B2-like
Exons: 13
Coding region: 164-2473 (769 amino acids)
Biological process (GO): proton transmembrane transport
Cellular component (GO): membrane
Molecular function (GO): antiporter activity
Source: RefSeq, a predicted model, not a curated record
ACGACCACCUGAUUUGUGUAUUAUUUUUUAUCUAAGCUCUUUUACCUUCAACACACAAAUAUCUUAUCUCAAUUCAGCUUCCGAUUGAAUUGUGUUCGGCAGUAGCGAGCCUAUCGGUCAAUGUUUGAGUGAAACGUUAGAAGAAUGAACUUUAAAAUCUAAGAUGAAGACGCGUGAUCGGCGAGCUAAGCAGGAUUUUCGUGGGAAGCAGGACAAAAAGGGAGUCAAACAGGAUAUAUCCCACGCGAGGAGUGGGAAAAGGCACGCACACUCGACUAGUUCCGCGGAGUCGGCUGCUGCGGCCCGCGAGCGUACCAAGCGGUCUGGCGUGGAGGCCGUCAAGCUACACCUGAAGGUGACCGGCGACCCUGGGAGGACAUCACGAUCUGCUACAUCAGUUCGUAAGACGAGCAUCCGAAUGACUGCUAUAAAGGAAUAUCCCUUCGACUUGAGCGAUUUACAAAAUCAGCCGAGCGUCGUGAGCGAAUCGCGGCCUGCACCAGCGCCCGCGCCGAACCCGCCUGCGUCUGCAAUCAAACAGCGCGUGUCCGUCCCCUCGCUAGAAGGAAAGAGGAAAGUCUCCAUCAUGGCCGACGAAUCCAGCAAGGAUAGGGAAAACAUGCCCUCAGAUAGGGACAGGAAUGGAAGCGUAUCAGCAAAAGCAGAAGGGCCUUCGCGCCGCAAAAGCAACCUUCACAAUGCCAUGGCAGCAGAUAUGGACACAUCUUGGGAUCGCCAGGCACACAUCGAGGGCAGGUUUAAGAAAUAUUCCACGACAUCCUCCGUGUACUCCAAGAAGGCAUUAUCACAACAAAGCGAAUACGUUGAAAGAUCUUGGUGGUUCGCGUGUUGCCAGAAGUGUCAUUCAGAGGACGCCGGCAUUCCCUCGUGGGAACCACCGAACUGGCAGAAGGUCUGCCCCUUCCCAUUAUGCCCUUCAUAUCGGCAAUUCGCACAAAACGUCGCAGUAUUAAUCAUUGGUUUAUUGGUAUGGAUGACACUAUGGAUAGUGAUGGGCGACACGGUCGCGCCCGGAGGCCAGCUGUUCUCGUUCGCCGUGCUCACCAUCGUCGCCUACUUCGGAGGCUGGCUCAUGCAAAAGAUCACAACCUUGCCAGCACUCAUUGGAAUGCUAAUAAUGGGCAUAGUCAUGAAGAACGUCGGUCUCGUCAACUUUGACGACACAUUUCAAACUGUUGCGUCUUAUAUAAGAAAAAUUGCUCUAACGAUCAUCUUAACGCGAGCCGGUCUGGACUUGGACCCGAGCGCCAUGAAGAAGUACUUCUUGACCGUCAUCAAGCUGGCCCUCGUACCCUGGACCUUCGAGUGUAUUCUCUGUGCCAUCCUUGCUUACUUUUUCUUGGGAUUGCCCUGGAAUUGGGCGUUCCUUCUAUCAUCAAUAAUCGCAGCGGUGUCGCCGGCAGUGAUCGUGCCGUGUCUGUUCCGACUUCGCGCGAAGGGCUACGGAGUGUCCAAAGGGAUCCCGACACUAGUUCUCGCGGUGUCCGGAGUGGACGACGCGGCUAGUGUCGCCGUCUUCGGAACCAUUGUCUCCAUCAUGUUCUCUAACGCGUCGCUUACUAUGAAUAUUAUUCAAGGUCCUCUCAGUGUGGUCGGUGGCAUUGUACUAGGAGUUUUAUGCGGGUACCUGGUGAAGUUCGUUCCUGAGCGCAAUGACGCCUUCUUGGUGCCUCUGCGAGUGCUAAUGCUGUUGAUGGGAGGACUCAUGAUGGUCAUGGGCUCUGAGGAGAUCGGCUGGGCUGGUGCCGGACCAUUGGCCGUCAUCGCGUUUGCUUUCGUAGCGUGCAAGAAUUGGACAGAAAUGGGUUGGGAGCUGGAGGACAACCCAGUAGCGACCGCUUUUGAAGUCUUCUGGAUGUUCUUCGAGCCUAUGCUGUUUGCAGUGACUGGUGCUCAAGUCGUUAUUGCAGAGCUGGAGCCUCGCUUGGUAAUGAUCGGAGGUGGUAUUCUGAUCACGUGUGUGAUAUUACGUUCCAUUGUGACGAGUGUGUGUGCGGUGCGCAGCAACCUUAAUAUGAGGGAGAAGAUAUUCGUCGGCCUCGCCUGGAUGGCCAAAGCUACAGUGCAGGCUGCUCUAGGCCCAGUGGCUUUGGAUCAAGUGCGUUACAUGCUCGUCGACGGGAAGCCAGAUCCUUUGAUGAUACAAUACGCAGAGACUGUUGUCACGGUGUGCAUCCUGUCCAUCGUAAUCACAGCGCCGAUUGGAGCGAUCGUUAUAACGUUAACAGGGCCGAAGCUGCUAUCAAGAACGACUAAACCACCCGUGUUGGAAGGUUGGCGACAAACCCACCGGCCGUCUAUUCGAGACAUUUCGAUCAUCGACGAGGAGGAAGUAGCGGAGCGCGACGCGGAGGCGGAGGGCUCGCGGCCGGGCAGCCCGCGCCCGCGCACCGCCGCCUCCAGCCCGCCCGCGCCCAUCACCGUGCAGCCCCCGCACAACCCUCCGCAAUAACCAGCCACCUACUGCGACUAGUGAUGCCAUUCCAUUUGCUACUUUACUCGAACCGACUUACUUUCUUGUGUGCUGUUUUUAAUGAUGGCCUUGUACAAGUCAUUUUAUACAGGGAUUUAAUAGAAAGUUUCAACCAGGAAGCCUUUCUGCAAAUUAUGCGCUACUAAACGAUCGAAAAAAGAUUUGACUACCGCAAAUAUGAAACUGUGUAGUCGGGUCUCAACACGAGAUUGGUACAGAAAACAUAUUCGAAUACCUUAAAUCGUUACAAAUAAAUAAUAGCUUAACUUUACAGACAUUAAUUUUAAUGAUGUUGAAAUGUUUUAUAUGAUUAGCUUGCAAUCAAAUGAUCACAAAUAACUAUUUAAGUUAUUCUAGAUUUUAACAGACAAGCACAUCUUAAUUUCAUCAAUUUACUUGAAUUACAUAAUGAAAAAGCCACGUCAUCAUCAUCAUCAGCCUAUGACAGUCCACUGCUGGACAAAAGCCACGUCUGAAAUUUCGCUUUUCAUUCCAAGUAUAAGCAUAUAGCAUACUGGUAGAUGCUUAGCGGAUACGAAGAAGCAACGCCGUUCUGAAAGGAUUCCUUACAUUGUAAUUUAAAAAUUCCUGAGAUGUCUGUUCUAUUUAGUGAAAUCGCCCUAAAAUCUUUUUAUUUUAAGUUUCUUAAUAUUUAUUUAAAGUAAAAGUUUGAACCAGUAAAAUUAUUUCUAAAAGAAAUUACAUUCGUUUCGAAAGAGAUUGUAACUAAAAUAUGAUUUAGGUACUUAGAGGGUUUAGUGUAAGAUAUUUUUAUUAUUUUAAUUAUUGUUCAUGUGAUAAAGGUGUAUACUUAUUAAUAUUUGGUGUCUUAAAACCUCGCUAGUGAAGUUUACUUAUUUUAUUAUGAAAUAUUACCGCUGUAAGAACAUAUUUAACUCAUAAGUACCUUCGUUUGUCAACUAUAUUCCUAUAAGUUUUAUUUUGCAUAGUGGUCAUCAGUAUUGCUAUUAUUUAUGAAAACAAUUUAGUUUAGGUAACAGAGCCGUACUAUAAUAUACUAUUGCCAUCACUGAUCCAGCGUGAGAGAGAUGAAGCUAUGUCAGACAAAUAGCACCAUGCCUUCUUCACACAUGAACAGUCUUGAUGUUAAUUAAUAUUAUAGUGAGGUCCUAGCACGAAUAUUUUUAAUAUUAUUCGGUACAAAAAAAAAUACUAUUUAAAAUAAGGAUCGAUGCAGCAUAUCCUUUGCUCAUUGUUGAUAAUUAUGUAUGUUAGUUAAGUAGUCUGUAUAUUAUGUGUAAAAAAGUUUCUUCAGUUUAACGUAUCGUACGUUUAUCACUACGUAUCAACUUAUUAAUUUUUGUAUAACAUAUUCCAUUUGUAAAUAACUUCCCCAAGUCACAUAGUUAAUGUAAGUACUUAUUAUGCAUCAUGAAAUUCAAAUAUUUUAGAGUGAACUGUGGGACCAAUUUAUUUUAAAAUAUUACCACGAUUUAAUAAAAUGAAUUUGUAAUUAAUGUAAUAUUUCAGCAGACAUCGCCUAUCCGAAGAGUAUUAUUAAAUAAUAUUUUAAGAUCAUCACUGUCUGUUUUCAAUAUUGUUUCAAUCUUUAUCAGUUUAAAGAACGUCGUUUUAUAUGAAAAGAUGUGUAAAAUAUCAUGAUGAAUUAUCGAAAAAAGUAUAAAAGCAAUAAAAUAUUUACAAAGAUAUUA